This is a messenger RNA of Aureobasidium pullulans EXF-150, 500 nucleotides long. RefSeq lists its product as uncharacterized. The transcript has a single exon. The record is from RefSeq and is a predicted model, not a curated record. Lineage: Eukaryota; Fungi; Ascomycota; Dothideomycetes; Dothideales; Saccotheciaceae. Bases 26 to 343 code for a protein of 105 amino acids.
CUCAAAACCAUUAUGCAUUUCUACCAUGCGCGUGACAAAGUCCUGCAUGUGGGAGGCUGGACAACUUAUAAAUUUGAAUCGGCGUCUUGCACCAACUCAACUGUCGUCAAGAGGGUAUAGUAUGGGUACGGUAUUGAAAGCAAUAUUUCCCGGCAACUCUUUCUUGCCAUUCAUCUACACUGCGACAUCUCAUGUUCGAGUGCUGGAUUCCUUUCUUGCCUUGGGCAUUCACAUCGGGUAUUUCCUCAUCCUACCUGUUCAGGCUCUUCUUUUUUGCUUCUUGCUUUUUCCGUCUGCUCCUUUAGCUGUGCAGCUUACACGUAGGUACCUUCGUAUCGCUUGAUCAUCUCAUGGUAUUGGCAAUUGCAAGGGCAUUGUUCAUGGACUAGGAGAUGGGGACGCCUUUGUCGGUUCUCUUUGUUGUAGGCUCAUGUCCAGAAGGUAUCUUCUCGUCUGCCCAUCCAACCCUUCUCUUGCUUUCUUGAUAAUCUUCUUGCCGC